AUGAAGAACAAGGCAGUGGCCCUAUUUGUAUGUGCAGAAGCACAAGAGGCUCUAGAUUUAGCUUCAAUGGUCAUGGACCUUACGUAUAUUGAGAGUUUACAACAUGGUGCGAUUCAGUUAUUUGACCAACAUAAGGCAAACCAGGUGAUUAGAAUGUGCACGCCAAUCUUUUGUCACGUCGGCAAGGCUGCAUACCUCAAGAGAAUCGAGACGGACACUGUUGUCUCGUUUCUCGACGCUCUACGAGGCUUGGGGGUAUUUUGUGAUACGCUGUUUCAGCAGAUAGUGUUUAAGCUCGAAGAUGGUCCUCUGAAAAACAUUAUUAGUAACACGAUGGGUACACAUUCACGUAACUUUGGCAAGAAGAUGAAGAGCUUGAAACAACAAUUUAUCAAGUCAACGAACGCUACGGGAAUCAAACACACGCUUGUAGCACAAGAAUAUGCUCGUUGGAAUCUUGAUGGAAGUAAUUAA
This is a messenger RNA of Miscanthus lutarioriparius, 474 nucleotides long. Lineage: Eukaryota; Viridiplantae; Streptophyta; Magnoliopsida; Poales; Poaceae. The record is from the annotation of a GenBank genome assembly.